Molecule: messenger RNA, 3882 nt
Organism: Naegleria gruberi
Lineage: Eukaryota; Heterolobosea; Eutetramitea; Acrasida; Naegleriidae
Exons: 2
Coding region: 1-3882 (1293 amino acids)
Biological process (GO): intracellular signal transduction; cyclic nucleotide biosynthetic process
Source: RefSeq, a predicted model, not a curated record
AUGGACUCGAGUGCAUCCUUUAAAAAACUUCCUUACCUCGAUGUAAAACAAAACGAAAAUUCUUCUCAACAACAAAAUGAGGAGGACAGUGAUGACUCACCUCUCGAAUUGGGUAUUAUUAAUCCUAAGGAAAGACCUCAAUCACGAGUUUCAGAAGCUUCGGAAGGUAGAAUGGAAGCCCAAUCUCCAAUCGAUCCUUCAACACCACAGGAUAGAGUUGGAACCUCUUCAUCGAGGAGAAGAGUAAGCAGUAGAAGAUCUCGCCCAAAGUCAAGUCAGAGGCCAACCUCUUCAGAGGAUGAUCAUGGUGGCACUAAAACUCCCAUUAAAUCAAUUUCAGCAACUCCUGACCACGGAAGUGCCUUUGAUGACUUAAAAAUUCAAUCAAUCAUUAGAGAACAACAAAUAGAAAGGGAAAGAAUUGCAAGAAAUAAGAAAGAGGAAGAAUUAUUAACUAACAAUAGAGAUUUAUCUGAAAAACUCAGAAGGCAUGAAGUGGAAGUGGAAUUAAUGAAAGGUCAACUCAAAAGAAGAAAUGAACUUCUCGAUCAUCAAAGAGAAGCAUUUUUCAAAGAAUUAAUACUACUGAGAGAGGAAUUAUUUAAGAAAGGAGCUUCAAUAGCUUAUCAACCAACGGAUUAUUCUUUAUUUAAUUGGUCUAAAAAGAAUAGAUAUGAGGAUGAAAUGGCCAAUGAUACCUAUCAAUCUGAUGAUAUUCUCGAUUCUGAAAAUAACACCACAACAAUUGAUACAGCUUCAUAUUUUGCUUUGAAAGAGCAAUCAAAAAAGGUACAGGAGACACUCGCCAAUCUCAAAAAUUUGGAACUGAAAAGAAAAUCAGAACUUGAUAGACUGCAGAAGGAGAGAGAAGAUGCUGAAAAACUAAAGAAAAAGCUUAUUAGAAAGGCUGAAAAACUAAAAAAACAAGCCACUCUAAAAACUAUUCCAAUAGUGGACGGGUCAUCGCCCACUAUGUUGGACGAGCUGGAGGAGGAUUUUGAACCCAAACCUGCCAUUGAGGAAAAAAAGGAUGAUGAUCUGGUGCUUCUCAUUCCAGAAGAACCCUCAAAAGAAGAAAAACAUGAAGACAAAAAACCAGAAUUGGUAGUAGAACGAGCAUCUCCUGUUAAACCAACUCCAGAGAUCCUUGUUUUGAGUGACAGCGAAGAGGAAAUUACAACUGAUAAGGAAUUGGUUGUUAUGGAAGAAAUACCUCAAAAGCCUACGAGUAGAAGACAAACUCCACAACCAUUGUCAAAAACUAAUUCAAAAAUUGAAUUACUCCCACCACCUGUUGAGAAAAAACCAUCUCAACAACAGUUUGUACCAAUACCCAUUCAAGAAAUCAAAUUACCACCUCCAAAACCUAGAAAUGAGGAAGCAAUUAUGAGAAAAUCUCAAAUAAUACCCCUCAUUCUUAGUAGCCAAGAACAAAAGAAAGAAAAAGACCAAAAACAAUUGAAAGAGGUCUCUCUUGAAGCAAAUGAUUUGGCUAACCAAUUAUCGGAUUACAAAACACAAAUGGAUAUUUUGAAAAGAAGACUGCAGUUUUAUAAGGAAGACAAGAAAGACGAAAAUGUUCCUAAAGAAGGUCCAAGAGGAGAGGUGGCUCUUGUUUUUACAGACGUUCAAGAUUCUACAAGAUUAUGGGAACUUGAUCCUUUAACAAUGGAAAAGUCACUAAAACUUCACAAUUCAAUAAUAAGAAGUAUUUUAGCAGAAACUGAUGGGUUCGAAGUAAAAACAGAAGGUGAUGCAUUUAUGUGUGCUUUUCAUCGUGUUGAAGAUGCUGUUGAGUUUGCGAUCAAGACUCAAAUUUCUUUGGUGUAUGGUGAUUGGCCAAAUGAAUUGAUGAGUCUGAAACCUGGUAGAAUUGAAUACGACACAGAAGAUGCAAAUGCUAUGAUAUUUAGAGGACUGCGAGUGAGAAUGGGUAUCCAUGUAGGUAAACCAAUUGUUGAAAAGGAUCCAGUUACAGGAAGAUAUGACUAUUUCGGACCAGUGGUGAAUAGGUCAGCCAGAGUUGAAGGUCAGGCUGCAGGUGGUCAAAUAGUCAUUUCAAACUCUGUGUGGGAUGCCAUCAAAGACAAACUUGAUACAUUUUCUGAAAAGGUUUGGUGCAAGUAUAUGGGUCCUGUUGUUCUAAAGGGCAUGGAUGAUCCAGAGGUAAUAAGAACCAUUUUACCAUAUCAAUUGAGGAAUAGAGUAUUCCCAGAACCAACUAUGGUAGUGGACCCUACAACGGGAAUUAAGCAAAUACAAGAAAAGGAUAGAGAUAGUUCUAGCACCAUGUUCCAGUCACAACUUAAAGACAUUAGUCAGAAGAGAAGUCAAAUUAAACGGAGCAAGGAAAAGAUCAAAGCACAGAUUGAAUUUAAACUUAAAAUGGAUGCUUUGGAGAAUACUUUGAAAGAAAAGGAUCAGAUUAUCGAGUUCUUAAAGCUUAGUCUUGAAAAUUCUCCCCUUGAUGAAGCUGAUGAGGAAGAGAUUAAAAAUGUUUUCAAGAGGUAUGAGGAACUGAAAAAUGAGCAUGUGGAUCUAAUGGGCUCUUUCAAUAAGGUUUACCAGUCCUUUCAAGAAGAUGAAUAUAGUUUCGAUGACGCCGAAGAAGUUUUUGGAGAGAAUGAAGAAUUAUUGAGAGCAUCCCACGAUGGUGAAGAUAUUUUUGAGAGAGAACGUAACAAGUACGAGAAUCAACUUGAAUAUAUGGAAAAGCUUAUCAAGUCAAAGGACAAGAGAAUUAGAGAUUUGAGAGCUAACUUUAAUGCUGCAAAAAGAAUAUUUGACGGUAAUAGAAGACACAAAUCUCCAUUGAAAAAGAGAUAUGAGGACUUGAAAUAUCUUUCAAAGAACAGGAUUGAAAAAUCAAAAAAGAGAAAUGAUAAAUCAAAUGUGGAAGAGCUUGAUGGUCAUGAAGCCAUAAAGGCAAUUGUUAAAAACAAGAAAUCUCCUCAAAAGAAGGUUGAAGUAGAUAUUCCAAAAGUGAAACCAGAUCUUACUGCUAAUAAGAUGAAAACGCUCAUCAAAGCCAAACUCACAUCUCCUGCCAAUGUCUCUGAAACAAUGUCUUCAGUAAGAAGCUACAACAGCAGAAUAGAACCUAGCAUUAAGCCAAUAGUAUCCUCAGCCUCUCUUCCUAAUAGAAAAUACUUACCGUAUGAAACAGUUAGACAUGACGCUUACAGGUCUAUGGACCCUAUGAAUUCAAGCCCUGUUCCAUCGUCAAUUGCUGAAAUUACAUCCAUUCUUAGAGAUGCCAUCCAGGAAGCUAUUGGAAUGUCAAACGAAUCAAAGAAUUUGAAUUGGGAAACUUUUUUGGAUGAUGCUAGUCAAAAUGUUGUCGAAGAUAUUCCUUCUGUUCCCUAUAAGGAAAAUUCUAAAGAUCCAAAGAAAACUAUUAUUAUUCUCGACGAAAAAACUGGACAAUAUGUACAGAUAUCAAAAGAAUCCCUAAAGAAAUGGGGCGUAAUUAAUGCAGCAAAAUUUAUUGCCGAGCAACAAUAUAAUUCAACAAUUGGAAAGAAUGUGAAAGUAAAUCAGAGAGAAGUUGUUCUGGAUAAAUCGAGAACAACCAAAGAAAAACAUCCAAAGAAAUCCUAUUCAAGACUUCUUGAAAGUUUUUCCAAACAAACACACGUUCCUGUGCAUGGAACUCUGGUGAAUGUUAACAUUAUUCAUCAGUGGCAACCACUUGGAAGCCCUUUUAGAAAAUUGAGAGUUAACCCUACAGAAGAACGAGAAAAAUUGGUGCAUGAGGUAAAGUCAAUGCCCGCCCCAAUUACAGGUCGUUUAAAUCCUGGAAACACAUUGCACGAGUCACACGAUGGUAGUACCUAUUCUCUGAAUAGUACAAAUAAUUACAUGUACAGAUCAAUUCAAUAA